Molecule: messenger RNA, 8437 nt
Organism: Betta splendens (Siamese fighting fish)
Lineage: Eukaryota; Metazoa; Chordata; Actinopteri; Anabantiformes; Osphronemidae
Gene: phox2a
Product: paired like homeobox 2A
Exons: 3
Coding region: 6129-7040 (303 amino acids)
Biological process (GO): regulation of transcription by RNA polymerase II
Molecular function (GO): RNA polymerase II transcription regulatory region sequence-specific DNA binding; DNA-binding transcription factor activity, RNA polymerase II-specific
Source: RefSeq, a predicted model, not a curated record
CUCCCUCCCUCCCUCCCUCCCUCGUCUACCUUCUCCUCUCAGUCCAUCCCUCUUCCUCCGCCGUCCAUCUGUCUCCAUCCCGAUGCCUCUCUCCCACGUCCCGCGUACGAUACAAGCGGACGGAGGGUUCAAGGUGCGAGCGAGAAGCAAAACAGAGACGUGAAAAAGGGGGGGGUCAAAGGUCACGCAGAGGAGGCAGACGCAGAGCAGACCAGAGAAACGCGCUGGAUAAGCACAAAAUCAUCUAUACUUCGCCUUCCGGUAGCAGUCAUAUGAAUUUUUAAACCCUGCAGAAUGUUCUUAUCAAAUUGUAGAAGCGAUUGCAGCGCCUGGUUGCCUGGACACGCGUGGACUACAUCAUCUAGGAGACGGGAACCAGUGGUCACAUCAGCCCUGAUGUUUGUGAGCUGGGAGAGGAAGUCGGUGUGCGUUUGGUGGCAGCAGGGGCAGCAGCAGCCAGGUGGAGGUGCUGAAUGAUGAACGACUACUAGAGGCUCUCCCAUUAUCAUAUCUGUCCCCGCUCUUAACAGAGCAUUUUCAUCCGUGUCCCUCUGCGCUCCUCUCAUCUCUCCCUCCCUCGCGCUCAUUGUGCUCCCCAGGAAGGCGAUCGAUUUCACCUCCAUUACCUCGGUCCACUCAGCUCCGUUUUGAAGACGCUCCUCGCUCACAAUGAGAUCCUGUGUUGUUGUUUUUUUUUUUUACAUGAUUGUUUAGACGCGGCUUCGAUGCGGCUCGCGGUUCGACCGGCGGACGCGGACUCACGCGGGGUCCCGCCCGGUUACCGCACGACGGUCACGUGACCCCGCCUCCUGGGGGAAUUUGCAUAAAAGACAAAUAAAAGGAGGCCACCGAAAACACACCGGUCUGUCCUCCUUUCUUUUACAGAAAAGGAACAAAUCCAUUCCGCCUAAUUCGAACCUUGCUCAGGGACAGCUCGCGUGGCAGAUUGCAGCCUAAUUAGUUUAGGGGGAAUUUAAUUCAAUUAACUUUCCACAGCUCCGCGCGCCCCGCCGCUGGGCUGCUUUCAGAGCGCGGGGCCAGAGCUCGAGAUCUAAUUAGCGUGUUUGGAGAAGCUCUCCUGCGCGCGGCCAUCCCUCGCUGCUCCAGCUGUGCUGUGCUUGUGAGUGUGCGGUGUGUGUGCACCGUGGUCUCCCGGGACCAGGUUUUUUUUUUUAUCCUAAAAAGCUUCUUUUUAAAGUAACAUGCCGCGGUCCAUUAGGAUAAUACAGGUCCGGUGCCGCAGUGGGGAGAUGUAUGCAGCAUGCGAAUAACCGCAGCUGCUCUGCGUCAUUUUCUGGCUGAUGAAUGCACGAUUUGAUGGGUUCAAACAGGAGAACGUAGCUUUUGGUGCGUCCUCCAUUGUAACGUUUCUGAACACACCUGAAUGUACAUGAUCACAGCGCCCAACACUGAGCAAACUCCUUAAGUGUAAUCAAGACACGUGGACGUACGCUACGGCGCGUGAGAAGAACAAAAUGGAACAAAAAGAAGAAAUAUUGUUAAUUUUUAAGCAAUGUUCUGAGGUUUGGUGGGUGUUUUAUCCACAGCUGCAAAGUUCUACACAGUUUCAUAAAAUAUACAUCCAGUGUGAUCUACAGCGUUAUUAUAUGAAACUAUUAGUAAUCAGUACAUGUAAUCGGCCCGCCGUUAACUCGCCGUGAUUUGGAGCGUCAGCGCCGCCUGACUGACUCGAGCUCCUACCGCGCGGCACCCGCCGCUGCCCCCGUUCCAACUCCGUCACGGGGCCGCCGCCGUCUCCAGCCCGAGCGUCACGCCACAUUCCAGUAAUUGGGGAUUGAAAUGCGGGGACCGACGGGACCCCCCUCCCCGGCCCGCGGCCUCUCGCGCCGGCUCCCAUCCAUCACCGGGCAAAUCAAAUGCGCACCGCCCGCCACCGCCGCUGCAAAGACGCAUCUGAUGUUAACGGCGGGAUCUGCGAUUUUUGAUUUUAUUUUAUGUGCAAUCAAAUCCACCUCCGAGGGGAGAGGCUCUUAAGAGGGGCGAUGACACGACACAUUUCAGUGACACUGCCUGCGUAUGCGCGCGCUGGCCUUUAACGCAGCACGCCAUGAAGGCAAAAUGGAGCAAAUGAAAAAGUAUGCAUCUUAAUAGUUUGAUAAGUUGGAAGAAUAAUGUAUUUAUUUAAAGUGUAGAAUUAUAUUAUUAAUUUAAACAAGAUAGAAUAAUUCAAUUUUGCAAAACUUCUCAAAUAAUAAAUAAACAUAAUAUAUAUUAGACGAAAUAAAUAAAAUCCAGUCAUACUUUUUAUAUUACAGGUGUAAAGAAAAAAAUAUCAUUGCAAAUGUAAAUUUAAAGGUACUUAAUUACUCCGUGUUGACCUGAUUUACCUAUUUAAAAUAAGAAAAAUCACAUUUAAAUUCUAAAGCUUUGUCACAUUAGUUAUAAUGUGAUCACAAAGACUCGAGCAGUGAUGAGUUUAUGCUUCACAGAUGAAACUCAACGUGGCCACAUGUAUGAGACCAGUGGCGCUGACUUCAAUUAACUUCUAACAGUAGAAACAGUGGAGUCUCUGUGUGGUAACACCAUAAGCCGCGCGUACCCUUCGACAAAGACCGGGUUCUUUGCAGAACCGAGGAUCAAUACGACCCUCGGCACAUUUGCUGUGUGUUCUUCUUCGCACCCUGAUGAUGGAUGGAUGCGGGCCCCGCUCUGACUGACAGCUUCGCUUGGAUCUCGGACCACCGCCGCGUGUCGCGGGACAGACACCGCACUGGGCCUCCCGCGUGGCUUUUCCUCGAACCACUGGCCCAUCCUUAACUCAUCCCUUAUCCCCUGUCUCUAUCCAGACCCCUCCGUCUCUCUAUCAGGGCCGUGCAGCCAUCGAUCACCGAGCAGCGCUUCCACGCAGCAGCCUGCGCCAUCACCCUGACGCGCACGGACCUUGUACUUUGUACUUUGUUUGCGCACAAAGCGGUGUCUAUAAUAUAUGUGACCGUAGCAGGAAAAGACAAAUGAGCGGAGAAGGAACAAAUGAUGGGAGCUUAAUUAAGAUCAUUAAGAUAAAUGUGUUUUCUCUCUAUGCAGCGUAGGAAAAAUGUGUCCCUUGGGAAAGAGAAAGGGAAAUUUAUUAAUAAUAUUAUUCAUAUUUAUUGUUUUAAAAGCGUGAACUAUGAUAUAAAACGAGUCAAAUUCAUUAACCAGUGCAAAAAUAACGACAACACCAAACACCAUAAAUUUUAUUAUUUUUAAUCAAAAUUAAUUUUACUUAAACCUUCGUAGCUGCUACAUGUCUUACAUUUUUAACCACGCCCAUAUUAACGCUAUUGUUUUAUCUCCUAAAAAGAUGCAUAUGUUGUUUAAUAAUUUUGAUGAUGUUCUAUGUUUUUAAUUUAGUGCCUAAAGAUAUCGCUAACGAUGUGAGAUACCCCCUUAAUGUUGACUCAAUCACAGCCCUGGUUAGAAAGAGUCCGCAUGUUAAGCGUCCAUAAAGUUUCCCUAAUGGCGGAGUUCUCCGUGGGCCUAUAAUCCCUAUAGUCGGGGUCCCUCUCUCAGGGGCCCUCAGGAGCCUCUAGGGGACCAUUGUGCCCUCCACUGUUGACUCAGACGUCAUGAAUGCCAAAGCUUCCCGUUACUGUUUCCGUCAAAUCGCCCCAUAAAUGUAAAAGUCCAAAGUGAAAGCCUCCGCAGAGGAGAGGUCUCCCCCUGCGCUCGAGCACUAUAGGGCGGAUUAGUGGCCUGGAGGAGCCCGGUCGCCGCUUUGAAGGGAUUAAAGUUUAAACUCUUAAAGGCGGUCGAGCUAGGGUCGCUCCUGGUUGCUCUUUUCCGGGAGGCAAAAACGGCCUGGAGAGUUUAACUUUGAAACUGUUUAAGAUUCUAGGUAAACUAACCUCUGAUCCCUUCAGACCGGACGGGACAGAACAGACGGUCCGGCCUGAGAGCGGGGCGCUGACUGGUUAAUAUGGAAAGUUCAAAAAUGCACAAGGCGUAUCUGAUCCCGUAGAACAAUUACACGUUUGUUUUGACCGUCGUUUCCUUUUUUCUAAAUUUAUAAUAAAAGACAUUAAAAGCACAUAGCAUUUGAGUUAUAGUGCAAAUCCAGUGUUUGCAGGUUGGAGCGAAUCAUUUAUCCAAAUAGUAUUUUCAUAAACUAUUGGUUUGUUUUAUCCGCAGACUAUAAACCACAGCAUGUCGACUAGAUAUGAACUAUGACUUAUAGUAUAUUAUAACACGAGUCCAACGUUAUUUCAAAAUAAAAAUAUUCAAGAGCUGUAGAAAAAAAAAUCACCCAAGACACGAGAAUAGACGUGUGUGGCCUAGAACUAACAGCUGCUUUGUAUGCUUUCAUAUAAUUCUAAAUGAACGCUCGUUGAGCCUGAGGUCGAGACGAGGCAGGAGCAACAAAGAGAGCGAUGCUCCAUCAGAACCAGGGCACUCGCGCCAUCAGCACCGAGCACCGCCCCGCCCUCCACGUCCCCACCUCACUCUAACCACACAAUAAACACUUUAAAUAAAUCUUAUUAUUAAAAGGCCUACCUAUUUGUAGUUUAAGUGAGUACAGGCCGGCAAACGCGCGCGUGCGCGCACGUGCGCGACGGGUUAACGACAUUAUGGCGCAUCUCUGCAGCCUCUGGUCAAGCUGAAAUAGAAAGCGCGCACUUUAAGGCAAAACUGGGCAUUUUAAGAUAAUUCACUUAUGGGUUCGUGUACAGCGUAACUGCGGUUCAAGGAUUAUGCUGUUUUGAUUAAAGUUUCUUCUAAUUAAACGUCUGUUAGUUUCACGGGGGGAGAGUCUGGAAUCCAGGUUGUUCGGGAGCAACAGUUCUAGAAUCCGGAUGGCGCGUGUGCCCGUUUCAAGAUGUGCGCGCGUGCGUGCGUGCGUGCGUGCGUGCGUACGCGCGCGUCAGGGGCCGAGUGGGAUAUGACUUAUCACAUUGUACGACACCGAACAAUAAACUUAAACCAAUUUAUGAAGCGUCAAUGCGUUUAUGGUUAGCCUGUCGCGGUUGCUCACACGUCUCCGCAGCCGGUUGCCCCUCUCCCGUCCUAUACAUCAAACUGACGCUCGCUCUAGUGACAUCUCCGUGAAAGUGAUCGGAAUCAAAUCAGAGCUUUUAAUCUCAGCAAUCACCGUCACAUCUGGACGUUUCCCCCCACAUAAAGACUUCUGUGCAGCUGCGGUUGUUUCCAGCGCUGGUGAAAUAGCACUGACCAGACCAGGGCGUUUGUGCUCAGAUGCCUUUUAGUCGCCCGUGUAGAUGAAUUACAAAAAUUACAGUGAAUGGCGUCAUUCAGGUUGAUGCUGAUUUAGACUCUACGGCUGUUUUUAUUGUGCUUGUUGUAUUUUAUUGAUACCUUUUUCAACACAAGGAGGGGAGAUGUACUUUAUAUAUUACAUACUUUGUUGUAACUUUACUUUAGUUACCAGUUGAACACUGCUUCAGUCUGAAAUCAAGGUUAAGUGAAAAACACAGACUCACAAAGACCCACUUUGAAUUUGUGAGGCUUAAGGAAAAUAAAGUUGGGUGAGUUUAAACUCAUAACAACUCUAAUGGAGUAUAUUUAAACCGUUGCGCUUGAUUCUGCUCGUACUAAAUAGAAACGUCCGAUGAAGGACGCAUUAACAUUUUACCUGUUUCAAAAGAGUGAUCGCGUCGGUUCCUAAAAGGCUUAUUUAACUGCACCGACACCUGCGCGCUCGUGACGCUCCGGAGCGUGUGGGCGGUGCACGGGGCUGUGGGAGGGGGCCGUCCGUGUGCACGCUCACUCGCUGCUGGCAUUGUCAUGGAAACUGGACCACCGCCUCGCCAUUGUCUCGCGCUCUGCCAAGUUUAUUAUAAACACCGCGCGAGCCGCAGCGCCCUGUCAAACGGGAGCGCGAGCGCAGAGCGAGCUGCAGCGCUGGGAGGAGACGCGAGGAGAGUGACACAGAGACAGAGGCGCAGCCCGGAGAAAGAGACGCCGUAGAAGCGAGCGUCUGGAUUAUUUGACUUAAACGCGCCGCGUGCGGGUGAGAUUUAAAGCGCACAGCCGUCAGGAGUUUUGGAGAGACGCGGCCCGUGGAGAUACUGGAGACGGUUCGACCAGCGAUCUGAGCCUCCCUGACGUCGCUCUGAGCCAGAGUUCGGCCCGCCGCGCCUACAGACCGGUGUGUUCACCGGCUCACCUCCAUGUAUAAGAUGGAUUACUCCUACCUGAACUCCUAUGACUCCUGCAUGGCGGCCAUGGAAGCGUCGGCCUACGCGGACUUCAGCUCGUGCAGCCAGGCCAGCUCCUUCCAGUACAACCCGAUCCGCAGCGGACCCUUCUCCAACCCGGGCUGCACUCCGCUCAGCACGGCCAGCUGCACCCUGGGCGCCCUGAGGGAGCACCAGCCCACCCCCUACUCGUCAGUUCCUUACAAAUUCUUCUCGGACCCCUCCGGCCUGAACGAGAAGCGGAAGCAGCGGCGCAUCAGGACCACGUUCACCAGCUCCCAGUUGAAGGAGCUGGAGCGAGUGUUCGCCGAGACGCACUACCCGGACAUCUACACCCGGGAGGAGCUGGCCCUGAAGAUAGACCUGACGGAGGCCCGAGUUCAGGUGUGGUUCCAGAACCGACGCGCCAAGUUCCGCAAGCAGGAGCGCGCGGCCAACGCCAAGGCGAACGGCUCCGGCGGCAACGCGGGCAGCAACGGCGGCGGCGGCGGCGGCUCCGCGGGGAAAAAGGCCGGCGAACCGCGGUCCUCCUCGGACGACGACGAGUCCAAAGAGUCCACCUGCAGCCCCACGCCCGACAGCACGGCCUCGCUGCCCGGCUCGGCGGGGGGAAACCUGGGCAGCCCCGCCAGCCUGAGCCCCAGUCCGGCUCCGGCCGGCGGCGGCUACGUCAACGCCUCCAGCUCCCCGGUGCUGCAGGGCCUGAAGCCGCCCAGCUGGUCCAGCCUGGGGCCGUCCAACCCGGCGGUGGCCCAGCCCGCCAGCCAGACUCAGGAGAUUCUGAAGGCCUGGCAGCCGGCGGACAGUAUGAGCGGGCCUUUCGCCGGGGUCCUGUCCUCCUUCCACAGAAAACCCAACCCCGCCAUCAAGACGAACCUGUUCUGAAGCACAGGGGGGGGGGGGGGGGGGCACGGACGCUGCGUGGGCCACUGGGACGCUGCUCUGAGUCAGAACCUGAGGCACCGCUGCAGCUCGGCGAGGCCGCGGUUCGUCUCCUGAUAAAAGCUCAGAUAUUGAAGAUUCUUCAGCAAAAGGUCUGGUCGUCGCGUCUUUCCCCGAACUUUUAUGCAAUCAUUCACGUCACACCUGCGAACUUGACCCACGCGCUCCAGGCGGAGCUGCUCACCCGGUUAAAUCACCCACUGUUCCUCCUUCAGACGCGACGAAAACACGGUGGCUCCACUUAGUGACACUCCCUUGUAUCCUGUGUGUCCAGCUCCCAUUCCCACACUGGGCAGCGGCCCUGAUGAGCGUGGCGGUCGGGUACGGGUUUAAAGCAGAAAGCUAAAUAUCACGCGUCCAUCUCUGCUGGGGAAACAGAACAAACACGCUUUAACCCUCAAGCACAACUUCCUCCGACGCACCGAGUCCCACCACGAGGACCACCCUGAAAUCCAAUUACAGCAGCUGGGUCCAGACCAGACACCUCCCAGUUCAAUGCACCCCCUCCCUCUUCUUUACUGUAUUAAGUCCUGACUACCCCACUGGCAUCCUCAAUGUGCCCCCCCCCCCCUCCCUUCCUCUAACUAACAGUGGGCACUUUGUUAAAAUUCAAGAAGGGAGAGUUUGAGGCGUUUGUCCCCGUCUCCAGCUCACGUCGGCUGCUUUUCUCCUUCUCUCCUCUGGCUGUGGAGAGGCGGAGAGCGUCGGCCUACCACACACUUGGACUGAGUGUAGUCGCGGCUGAACGUCGAUCUCACCGGCUGCAGGCCGUCCGGAGGAGCGCCCCGCCCGAAGCGAAUCACGCGCUCCCACUCGGACUCGCAGCUUCCUCUACGACUCCCAGUGCCGCGAACGGGACGAUGUUUCAUGUUGAUGUGAUGCAAGCCGGUCAAACACUGGCAAUACACCGAGAUGGAGUUUUCUACUGUACGUCCUGAUUCUGUUCAGUUCGCGAAAAGACUAUAAAGCCAGCUGCUUCUUCUUCCUUUGACAUUGCUCGUGUAACAUGUUUCAUUUUGUUCUACAGGAAUCUACUAAAAAAAAACGAAAAAAAAAAAAACAUGUAUUUAUUAAUAUUUUUUAUGUCUGUGAAAAUCCCUCACGUUUCCUUGAAAUGCCCAAUGAAAUUUUGUGACUGUAAAUUCUGUAAUUAGUAAUAUAAAUAUUAGGUAGCCUUUUGUUUAUUUCUCUCACGUUGCUUUACAGAAUGAUUUCAUUGCAGAGCAUCUGUCUUACACAUCGACGUGUCCAUGAAUCUGUGACUCGACAGACGCUCUAGUGAAUGAAAAGUUAUAGCACUACUCUGAAUAUUCUAAUAAAUCUACAUUAUGGAAGCACUA